CACCAACCUCAGUAGAAUCAUUUCACCGCAUUAACUUCACGCAAGCGAUCCACAAAGCACUCAACUGACCAGACAUCAACACAUCAGCAUCACAUUGCACCAAUCCACCAUCGUCCCAAGAUGUCCACUUCAACCUCCGGCGGAGCUUCCUUUGUCGUCCAACCUCCCGAGUUUAUUCUAACCAAGCAAAACAUCAAGAUCCUCGCCGUCGUUCGAUACGGGCCCUUACCUUCUACGCUACUUCCAGAGGACCUUCACGCCUUCUUCUGCCUCGGAGACCCGACCACCAAUAAGCCUUUGGCAGACAUAAGCGUACGCCCAGUCCAAACGGGCCAGGGCCUGGCCGUCACCGGUGUGGCUCUCCCUGGGGAAGAAUCAUACGCCUUCUUUCUCUUUCACAACGCCAAGUUUCCCAAAGAGGGUACCUACAAGAUGGGCGUUUCAAUCAAUGAGGAUAAGAUUGACGUGACCAAUCUGGCGCAGCUUUGGUCGAGGGAGUUUACGGUGGGCGAGGUGGCGGGGGAUAUGAGACGUUCUCCCCAAGAACAGCGGAUUAUCAACAAGCUCAAGGAAGAAGGGGUUUUUGGUGCGAACUAGAGCCCAUAGUUUUAUCGAGUUAGACACUUGCCUCUUCUUGUUGCUGGGAGGCUGAAAGGCUGGAAAGGGCCUGAACGAGAAGCCAAUUUACACAGCACUAUCUGUCGUACGGUGCUGGGUCAGGAUUCGUGGGGUUCUUCAAGGCGUCAUACGGUGUUUCCAAUGGAUUUGCUACGAAUAACUACCGAGAGGCAAAGUUGGAAAUUUUAUGGGUUGACCUAGGUACACUGAGUUUCAUGGGAUUGAGAGGAUUUUUGGGUUGAGAAUUUGGGAUAAAGCCGGCUGGCACGGCUAUGUAAAAUGGGCAAUGAUAAUGCCGACGUA
Molecule: messenger RNA, 921 nt
Organism: Neurospora hispaniola
Lineage: Eukaryota; Fungi; Ascomycota; Sordariomycetes; Sordariales; Sordariaceae
Exons: 2
Coding region: 121-597 (158 amino acids)
Source: RefSeq, a predicted model, not a curated record